AAUCGACCACUUGAGGACACAUAGUGAAUAUAUAUCAUACAUAAGCGUGGCACUGUUUUGCUAACCAAAAGAUAUCAGUCGAUUGUGUAAUGUAGUCCACCACCAUCAAAGCUAUUAAAAGCUUCAACUCAUCCAUACUCUUCAUCUCUCCCCCCAAUCCAAAUCUCCUCUGGUAGCUUCCAUGGAUGAGAAACAGUCAGAUUUCCAGAUCCAAAGCUUUGAAUAAAUCUAGCACCAAAGCUCCAACAAUAUCAACCAGCGCAUCAAUGUCUAAGAAUCCAGGAAAAUCACCACUAAAGCUCCAACUGAAUCGACCACCAGUUCCAUGAAGAAAAAAGGGGUUGCUUGGCUCCAUCUACAGCUUUGAAUCCUGCAAAAAGAAAGAUCCUCAUAGGGUUUGAUCUGUUAUUUAUGGCAAAGAGGUCUAUCCGUUCUUCAAGAACAUAGUUUAGCGAUUGAGUUCAAUUGGUUCUGGUUCCAUUCAUGCAAAGAGUUUGAAGCGAUCUCUAUGGUAAGGUUUAGGUUUUGUUGUCGAAUACAGUUAAAUUAUUUAAAUUAUUUUGCUUUUUUGUUGUUGUUGGUAUUUUAUCGGGAUGCAGAUAAAGAUCCAGAGUAUGGUAACCAAGCUGAGAUCAAAGCGCAAAGGUUGUAAGAGAGACAAAGAGAGAGAGGCUUUUAAAAGGAUGACUGCAUUUUAUGUUGAGACGAGCUUACUGAAGCGAGUGCUAGGGUAUUGCAACACAUCGCUUCAGCUCCAGAGGAAGGAAAUGUCUCAUACAACAAUUAUCUUGGUGUUGACUCAGCGUGGAACUGCGUAUCAGAUUCUGAAAACCCGACAUGUGCAGUCAUGAAGCACACAAAUCCUUGUGGUACCGUGCUGAGAUAUCUGUCUACGACAAUGUCGUUAAGGCAACUUUUGUGCUCCUUGGUAAUACUGGUUCUGAGCUAACAGGGAGGCAGGCGUUAGAGAUUAUUAACAAUUACUUCGAGGCUAAUGGGAACAUCGGUGCUAACCAUGAGAUGCCAACUCCACAAUGUCUGGUGGAAGUCUCAAGCUCCAACCUUACAGUUAAGAGACAGACCAUAAGUGUGACGAAGGUUGUUUCUCCUGCAGUUCUGCCACCAUUUGUAGUAGCAGAAAGCCAACCAGACGCAAUCGAUGAAGAGAGCACAUGCUCCUGGAUUAAUUCAUUUCUGUCAUAGGGAGUCUAGCAUAACUUUAUCCAAACUAUUUUUGAACUCUGU
Messenger RNA from Brassica oleracea var. oleracea, 1245 nucleotides. RefSeq lists its product as uncharacterized. The record is from RefSeq and is a predicted model, not a curated record. NCBI's taxonomy places the organism in Eukaryota, Viridiplantae, Streptophyta, Magnoliopsida, Brassicales, Brassicaceae. The transcript has 6 exons. The coding region runs from base 838 to 1203 and encodes 121 amino acids.